This is a messenger RNA of Penicillium angulare, 354 nucleotides long. Its product is annotated as mRNA splicing protein SMD2. Gene Ontology annotation, cellular component: precatalytic spliceosome; catalytic step 2 spliceosome; U1 snRNP. Gene Ontology annotation, biological process: RNA splicing; spliceosomal snRNP assembly. The record is from RefSeq and is a predicted model, not a curated record. The transcript has 4 exons. Bases 1 to 354 code for a protein of 117 amino acids. NCBI's taxonomy places the organism in Eukaryota, Fungi, Ascomycota, Eurotiomycetes, Eurotiales, Aspergillaceae. Gene Ontology annotation, molecular function: RNA binding.
AUGUCGACAGCUCCCGACCCUAAGAUCCAAGACCUGCUCAACAAGCCUAAGGCCGAGCUCACAGAAUAUGAGGUCGCUCUUGUUGAGGAGCACGAGCUCACCGCUGGCCCGCUGUCCCUCCUGCAGACCGCCACCCGCUCGCACACCCAGGUGCUGAUCUCCUGCCGCAACAACCGCAAGCUGUUAGCCCGUGUCAAGGCCUUUGACCGACACUGCAACAUGGUCCUGGAGAAUGUUAAAGAGAUGUGGACCGAGAAGCCAAAGGGUAGCAAGGGCAAGGGUGUCAACAAGGAUCGCUUCAUUAGCAAGAUGUUCCUUCGCGGUGACUCCGUUAUUCUCGUCCUGCUUAGCUGA